Messenger RNA from Diaporthe citri, 1776 nucleotides. RefSeq lists its product as uncharacterized. The record is from RefSeq and is a predicted model, not a curated record. Lineage: Eukaryota; Fungi; Ascomycota; Sordariomycetes; Diaporthales; Diaporthaceae. Gene Ontology annotation, biological process: transmembrane transport. The coding region runs from base 1 to 1776 and encodes 591 amino acids. Gene Ontology annotation, molecular function: transmembrane transporter activity. The transcript has a single exon.
AUGCCUCACGAUGAACAGCCUGCAGAUCUUGGGCGCAACGGGCACACAAGCAAGAAGCAGCAUGUCAAGGCCGACGAUGGCUUCCCCACCUACCAGCUUACCAUUCUUGCCAUCUGCCGCUUCUCGGAGCCCAUAGCAUUCAACUCAAUCCUGGCUUACACCUACAUUAUGGUGCAGGAUCUCAACGGCACCGACGUUAACGCCUCGUUCUAUGCUGGUCUCCUCGUCUCUGCUUAUGCGGUCGCUGAGGCCCUGACGUCUAUGCUAUGGGGAGCAGUGUCAGAUCGAUACGGACGGAAGCCCGUCGUACUAUUUGGCCUCUGCGGAGUCGCCAUUUCCAGCCUCAUUUUUGGCCUUGCCAAGACUUACUGGGUCGCCCUACUGGCACGGUUCGUUGGGGGAAGCCUGAACGGGAACGUAUCUGUGAUGCAAACUAUGGUGGCAGAGAUGGUCAAGAAGCCCGAGCAUGAACCACGAGCAUAUGCCGUCCAGCCGUUUGUGUGGUUUCUUGGCAGCAUUAUUGGGAGUGCGAUGGGUGGCUUCCUGGCGCAACCCGCAAAGUUCUAUCCCGAUGUCUUCCCUGAGGAUGGCCUCUUUGGACGAUAUCCGUAUCUCCUGCCUAACCUGGUCUCAGUCGCGGUCAUUGUCAUUGCUGUUACCCAGGGCAUCAUCUUCCUAGAUGAAACAAACCCUCAAUUCAUCAAGGAGAGGGUGGAGCAGGUGCAUGCAACAGAGAGCGAGCAAGACGACGAGAAUACCCCUCUGAUCCGGACGACCAGCCAGCCGCGAUCCAUCAUGGAAGAGAUCCGCCACGGCACCAGACCGUUCAUUGCAGAGGAAGGACUGCCGACAGCAGCAGAUCAGCGCUUCGACCUCCGACACAACUCUUUCGGAACUAUGCACUCAAUACAAGUACGGCCCGAACUUCAGGACUUGCAGCAAGGCAUCCAACAAGCAACAGGGACGGCGAAAGGCCAAGAGAAGGCCUUCAACUUUGCUGUCAUCAUGCUUAUUCUCGCACUUGUCAUUGCUGCCUUUCAUCAAAUGGCGUUCGGUGCCAUCCUCCCCAUCUAUCUGCUCGACUCGCCAUCAUAUAAUUCUACCAUCGCCCGCUCACCUCAGCUGGAUCUUUCGGGCGGUAUGGGCUACAGCCUGCACGACGUCGGUGGCUUCCUCGCAGUCAACGGCUUCAUCGCUCUUUUCAUACAAGGCGUCAUUUUCCCCUUUUUUGUCGAAGGCACAGGCGUCUGGCUAUCAUUCUUGGUUCCGACGAUUCUAUAUCCCCUGUGCUAUGUUAUGAUGCCGUUCCUCUCUCUACUCAGGCCCGUGGGGCAGACCGAAGAGGCUCCUGACUCUGUAACCCUAUCAGCUGGGAUCUACGUCACGUUAUUUCUGCAGAACUUAUUCGGCAUCAUUCUCACACCUUGCGCCCUGAUAUUGCUCAAGAAUGCGUGCCCAUCACCCUUGGUUCUCGGUCGCGUUAAUGGCCUUGCUAUGAGUGCUGUGUGCAUCGCUCGAACAAUCAGCUCACCUCUAGUGGGCGUUUUCUAUGAUGUCGGCGGGAGCGCCGCUGCUUGGGGUGGGUGUGCUGUGGUCGCGAUCCUGGGCGCAAUUCAGCUUUGGUGGGUUCCAAAGGACAAAGUAGUAGGGAGUGGCCCAGAGGCAGUGGAGGUGCAUGUAGAAAGUGCAUUUGGUGGCCACCACGAGCAUGGUGGGACUUCCGGGGAGGUUGCUGUUUUCGAUGACGACGACGAUGGGGAAAUUGACAGGGUGUAG